Danio rerio (zebrafish) is the source of this 814-nucleotide messenger RNA. It is a transcript of the gene tmed3, whose product is annotated as transmembrane p24 trafficking protein 3. NCBI's taxonomy places the organism in Eukaryota, Metazoa, Chordata, Actinopteri, Cypriniformes, Danionidae. The record is from RefSeq and is marked provisional. Gene Ontology annotation, cellular component: cytoplasm; endoplasmic reticulum membrane; Golgi apparatus.
UCUGUCAAGUGGCUGAGUGCGUUCAGGCAAACCUGCGGAAACUUAAUGGAGGAGGCUUUCUGCACAUUUUAACGAAUAAUCUAAUUUCUGUCCACUUAAACAUAAUGAGACACUCCUUUUUACUUUUGGCUGUGUACAUAGCCUUUGUAAAUGCCACCGAAUUAACUUUUGAGCUGCCCGAUAACGAAAAGCAAUGCUUUUACGAGGAACUAGAGCAAGGAGUCAAGUUUGAUAUAGACUUUCAGGUUAUUGCCGGAGGAAACUAUGAUGUGGACUGUUUUGUGACAGAUCCAAUAAAUAACAUGCUGUAUCAGGAACGAAAAAAGCAGUAUGACAGCUUUUCCCACACAACAGUCAUGAAGGGAGUGUACAAGGUCUGCUUCAGCAAUGAGUUCUCAACCUUCUCUCACAAGACUGUUUACCUGGACUUCAGAAGCGGAGAGGAUGACCGGCUAUUCCCUGACCAGAACAGAGCCACAGCUCUCACACAGAUGGAGUCAGCCUGCCUGUCUAUCCAUGAGAUCCUCAAAGUGGUUUCAGACUCUCAGACCUGGUAUCGUCUUCGAGAGGCUCAGGAUCGUCUCAGAGCAGAGGACCUGCACGAGCGUGUGCACUUUUGGUCCAUCGGGGAGACCGUCAUCCUGUUUGUAGUCUGCAUUGGCCAGGUGCUUAUGCUGAAGAGUUUCUUCAAUGAGAAGAAAACUGGUGUGUCCACCAGCACAUAGACUUAAAUCACUAAGCUGCCAUGAAGACAAUAGCCAGCUGAUUCCUCAGUCUGUUCCCCAUAAAACAAGCAACCUUGAUUUGAUGCCUG